Molecule: messenger RNA, 1437 nt
Organism: Diachasma alloeum
Lineage: Eukaryota; Metazoa; Arthropoda; Insecta; Hymenoptera; Braconidae
Exons: 3
Coding region: 1-1437 (478 amino acids)
Source: RefSeq, a predicted model, not a curated record
AUGGACCUCGGUGGGGUUUUAGACCCCGAACUAGAUGCUGAAUUCUCACUGGAAGAAUUAGAGCGUGUUUUGAAACUUAUCAAUCACGAGAAAUUAUGGCAGAAAUCGCUCCAGCUGGGUAUCAGCUCCAGGAUUGUAAGGAUUAUCGCUGAAUUGUACAGCAAGGCCACGCUCAGAGUAAGAACCCCAGAAGGUUUAACUAAAGAAACUGAAAUCACCGAAGGGGUCUUGCAGGGCGAAAUUUUGAGUCCACUUCUUUUUAUACUCUUUAUAUCAGACAUGGAGAAUGUUUUUAGGUCGAAAGGAUCAUACAGUGUAGGAUUAAACCAUAAAACAGACGUUUUGCUCCUCAAGUACGCAGAUGACCUUGCAAUCCUGGGUAGAAAUGUAGCAGAUGUUCGAACUAAGCUAAAAAUACUAAAACAAUAUUGUGAUAAAAAUAGUCUAACUGUAAAUGAAUCUAAGACAAAAAUUUUAUACUGUAAUGGCGGUGGUAAAAGGCCCUCGGGCCUUAAAUUUUUGUAUGGCAGUACUGAGCUGGAGAUUGUGAACGAAUUCACAUAUCUAGGUAUCGUUUUUAGUUCAUCUGGUGUCUUUCGUACAGAAAUGAAGAGCGCUGUAGCAAAGGCUCGCUUAGCUGCUGCAAAACUGCAUAACAUAGAACGUAUUCACACACUGUUUAACACAAUGGUGUCGUCGGUUCUCCUCUACGGCUGUCAGAUCUGGAGUCUGAGAUACAUGGAGGAGAUCGAGCGUGUUCAGACAAGUUUUUAUAAAAGCAUACUAGGUCUGACUCGCACAACGGGAAAUGCAUUGGUGAAGGUUGAGGUAGGCAGGCUUGACCUGGCUGUGCAGGUGUGGGAAUUGACCUGGAACUGGGUGGUCAGGAUCCUCGAGAUGGGCAAUCAUCGCUUGCCGCUCAUCUGUUUCAGGAGUCAGGUGGAUAGAUAUGAGAAGAGUGACAAAUCUACCCAGUUUAACUGGGCUGCACAAAUUUUUGACUUUAUAAACUCUUUGGACCCCUCUUUUACAUAUCUGGCAAAUGCUCCUGUGGCACAUGAGUGGCGGACGGCUGGUCCUGCUCUACUCGGGAGACUAAAGCUCAAUCUGCAGCAGUCUAUCGGCAACCAGGUUCUUCACUCCCACUACUUUCAAAUACAGGACACCCGUAUCCUGUUCGAUCGCGGUUAUCUCAAAUUGAAUAUUCCCCUCGUAAUGAAAAAAGUCUUCGCGCAGUUGAGAAUGGCAAGUCAGUACUAUGUCUCUCUAUAUCUGAAUGGAAACUCGUACAGUUUUAAUCCAGAAUUACCCUGUCCGACCUGUAACACCUUCACCUGCGUUGACACCCUAUCACACUUUGUCCUAAAUUGUCCACUACACAUGCAAGAAAGAAUUAAAUUAUUCUCGAUCUUAGGUCACAAACCACCCCCAUUGUAA